CUGUAUUAUAUCAUACUCUUUAUUAUUAUCAUGUUCACUCAAUAUAUUUAUCAUCUUAUCAACAACUUUGAUCAAAAGAAAACUAUUGAUCAAUUACAAUCUAUCGUUUCUACUAAAGAAGGCUCCAUUGGCCUUGUCACUGCUGCCAUUUUGAUGUCUGGUGUCGCUCUCUACAAAUCAUCAAGGAUUGAUCGUGGUUGUCCUCAGAUUCCAUACAAUUCAAUUCUAGGAUCAACUACCGAAUAUCGUAAAGAUCCAGAAGCCUUUAUCAAAAAAUGGAAUAAGGAACUAGGUCCAGUUUAUGGUGGUUAUUUAUUUGGCCAGUACGCUACUUUUGUCUCUGGUCCACAAGUUCGUGAGGUGUUUUUGAACAAUGAUUUUGAUUUUCUUGAAGGCAUUAGACGAGAUUUUGAUACUCUACUUUUGACAAACGGUGGCGGCAGAAAUGAUCUGACGACAGAAAUGGUUGCUGGAGGAAUCAAGAAGAACCUUAGCCCAAAACUUGGACAAUACACAAGCCGUGUGAUUCAACAUCUCCAACAAGGUUUAUUUGAACAAUGUGGCGUAGUCCCUGAUGAAGGAAAAGAAUUUUAUCAUGUAUAUCCUCUUGUGCAACACAUGGUGGCGAAAGCUAGUGCAUCAGUUUUUGUUGGACCUGAAUUGGCCAAGAAUGAAAAUUUGAUUGAUUCUUUCAAGAAUAUGGUACUUGAAGUUGGAUCUGAGCUACGACCAAAACCAAUUUUGGAAUUCUUCCCCAAUGUGAUGCGAUUACGUAUGUGGUAUAUUGGAAAAACAUCAAGAAACGUCAAGAGACACCGUGAUCAACUCUAUGCAGCCUUGAUGCCUGAAGUCGACUACAGAUUGAAUGCUAUGAAGGAAGGUGAUAGCAACUGGGAACGUCCUGAUGACUUUUUACAAGAUAUUUUGGAAUCAGAUGGAUGUCCUCCUCAUGUUGAUAUUUAUACACAUCUAGUCAAUUGGAUGACACAAUUAAUCUUUGCCGCUCUACAUACAACCAGUGAAAACGGUACCAUUGUCUUAUACCGUCUUUUGGAUAACCCUGAUGCUAUGGAAGAAUUAUACAAGGAACAAAUUCAAGUAUUGGAAGAAUCUGGUUAUGAUGCUAAUGUAGGUCCUGAAGUCUUUACUCGUGAAAUCCUCAACAAAUUCUCAAAAUUGGAUAGCUUUAUUCGGGAAUCAUGUCGUCUUCGAAAUGAUUAUUAUGGUCUUCCUCAUAAAAACGUUAGCAACAAGAACAUCACUUUAUCAGGUGGUGCUAUUAUUCGUCCAGGUGAAUUCGCCUACGUAAAUGCUUUCUCCAAUCAUCGUGAUGAAAACCUUCAAAAGGUCAUUGAAGAUGUGAGCACUUUCAAACCUUUCCGAUUUGUGAACCAGGAUCGAAAUUCUACCAAGAUUGGCGAAGAUUUUAUUUUCUUUGGAAUGGGUAAGCACGCUUGUCCAGGUCGUUGGUUCGCUAUUCAAGAAAUCAAAACCGUGGUCUCUUUAUUGAUUCGAAGCUACAAGUUAUCUGCAUUAGAACCAGUCGUCUUCCCUACUAUUGAACGUAAUCAAAUUCCCAAUGGUCGCUUCAAGCUUGUGCCCAGGAAAUAGAUCUUUUCCCAAUUAGUUAGAUCCCCAGUUGUAUUUUUUUUUUUUUUUUUUGAAAAUAA
Messenger RNA from Halteromyces radiatus, 1670 nucleotides. RefSeq names its product cytochrome P450. Gene Ontology annotation, molecular function: iron ion binding; monooxygenase activity; heme binding. Bases 31 to 1611 code for a protein of 526 amino acids. Lineage: Eukaryota; Fungi; Mucoromycota; Mucoromycetes; Mucorales; Cunninghamellaceae. The record is from RefSeq and is a predicted model, not a curated record. The transcript has 8 exons.